This is a messenger RNA of Arctia plantaginis, 1461 nucleotides long. NCBI's taxonomy places the organism in Eukaryota, Metazoa, Arthropoda, Insecta, Lepidoptera, Erebidae. The record is from the annotation of a GenBank genome assembly.
AUGGAGGAAAAAAAGGGGAGCAUUGUAAUGGAAAAUUUUAAUUCGACCGCAAAUCUGACUGGGCAUCCAGGCUUUCAAUCUACAUUGAGCUUGGGAUCAAAAGAAGUGAUUAAUGAAAAAGCCUACGAUCCAUUUGAACAUAGAAACGUGGAACACCCAAAUUCAACAAUGGGAUCCAUGGUACACCUUCUUAAAUCAUCGUUGGGAUCAGGAAUUCUGGCAAUGCCGGCUGCGUUUAAAAACGCUGGUCUAGCAGUCGGGUCACUAGGAACUAUAGUUCUUGGAUUUAUUUGUACACACUGUAUUUACAUAUUGGUGAAAACGUCACAAGAAGUAUGCGUGGAAGCUAAGAAACCUUCGAUGGGUUUUGCAGAAACUUGUGGUGCUGUAUUUGAAUAUGGACCUAAAAGAUUAAGACCGUGGGCAAAUUUUGCAAGAACGUGUGUGGACUAUACAAUGACUUGCACUUACUUGGCAACACUUUGUGUGUAUGUGGUGUUUAUUGCGGCAAAUUUGGAAGAGGCACUAAAAGAAUACACAUAUGGAUACGACCUAUCACGUGGUGUCUAUUGCGCGCUAACAUUGGUACCUUUAGUGCUAAUGUGUCAAAUCCGAAACUUGAAGUGGCUGGUUCCAUUCUCAGCUAUAGCCAAUAUAUGUCUUGUAGUGUGCUUUGCCAUCACAUUGUACUAUAUCUUCAGUGAUUUGCCGCAUCCUCAGGAGAGAGAGAUUGCCGCUAAAGUUACUCAGUGGCCAAUAUUUAUUAGUACUGUCAUAUUCGCCAUGGAAGGCAUUGGCGUGGUGAUGCCAGUUGAAAACGAAAUGGCUAAACCUCAGAAGUUCCUUGGCUGCCCUGGCGUUCUGAACGUUGCUAUGACAAUUGUUGUUAUAAUAUAUGGCGUAGUAGGCUUCUUCGGUUACAUGAAGUUUGGAGACAGUGUCAAAACAAGUGUCACCUUAAAUCUUCCUGAGAAGGAUAUUCUGGCCCAAAGCGCUAAGAUCCUGAUGGCCCUAGCAAUCCUAUUUACCUACAGCCUACAGUUUUAUGUUCCAAUGGAGAUGAUAUGGCGGCGGGUGAAUAUGAAAAUUUCAGUGAGAUACCAGAACAUCGCACAGAUUUUAAUCAGGAGUGCCAUUGUUGUUGGAUCGGUGGCCCUUGCAGCAGCUUAUCCCGACUUAGAGUUGUUCGUCAGUCUCUGCGGUGCUAUCUUCCUCUCAAGUCUGGGUCUCCUCACACCUGCCAUCGUUGACACUGUCCACAAAUGGGAAAAAGGCCUCGGACCCUUCAACUACAUUCUUUUUAAAAAUAUUAUAAUUGGAACGAUUUCCUUGCUGGCUCUCUUUUCAGGCUGUUAUGUGUCUAUCAAUGAUAUGAUUAUAAAAUUAAGGAAAUCUGAGGCUGCUUAUGAAACAAUAGCAAAUGUGACAAGUAUUCCUUCCAAUAUGACAUAUCCGAUUUAG